AUGAGGGACCGCUAUCCCUUGCCCUUACUGAGCGAGACCUUGCGAACGAUAGCCAAGGCAAGGUGGUUCACCAAGACAACUUUCAGAACGCGCUAUGGAUCCUUCGAAUGGCUGGUAGUUCCAUUCGGCCUGACAGGCGCACCAGCAGCCUUUCAGCGGUACAUUAACAGCGCGCUCCAGGAUUACCUAGACGAUUUUGUGUCAGCAUAUAUCGACGAUGUCCUGAUCUUCUCCUCUGGAAGCCUGCAAGACCACCGCGACAAGGUCGGCAAGGUCCUCCAACGACUGAUGGACGCCGGGCUGCAACUGGAUAUCAACAAGAGUGAAUUCGAAGUCAAGGCUGUGAAAUACCUUGGGUUUAUCAUCGAGGCGGAGUGUGGGAUCCGAGUCGACCCUGAGAAGUCCGUGAGGAGUUUUAUUGGAUUCGCGAACUUCUACAGGAUGUUUAUGCCAGAGUUCUCGGUGAUAGCGGAGCGCUAA
Molecule: messenger RNA, 480 nt
Organism: Hirsutella rhossiliensis
Lineage: Eukaryota; Fungi; Ascomycota; Sordariomycetes; Hypocreales; Ophiocordycipitaceae
Product: reverse transcriptase (RNA-dependent DNA polymerase) domain-containing protein
Exons: 4
Coding region: 1-480 (159 amino acids)
Source: RefSeq, a predicted model, not a curated record